CACCUUGUUAAUCUCGGUAAGGAAUUCCUGUAUUAUAACCGGUGAAUUCAGUGCGGAAUUGAGUUUUGGGGGAUUUUGCUUUGUUUAAAACCCGUACUGAAGCUGAUUCCCAACAAGAAUAAACAGCAGUAAAGGACUAUUUCAAACUAUGGCACCAAUUGUCAGAAUUGCUCUGGUUCUGGUAUUAACUUUUCAGGCUGUUCAGUGUACAUAUAGAAAUGAUCCAUCAUUCUCAAGCCGGCAACAUGAAUGGUCAAAACUUAUUCUCACUCAUCACUGGCCAGUAACUGUAUGCAAGAUGGAUGGGGUGCAUUGUGAAAAUCCCCCAAAUUAUUGGACUGUACAUGGACUUUGGCCUGAAAAAUCACAGAUGUGCAAUAACUCUUGGCACUUUGAUCCCUCACAGAUUCAGGAAAUUAUGACAGAGAUGAACAAGUGCUGGCCUGAUGUCCUUCACCCAAAUCGAACACAACUGUGGAAACAUGAAUGGCAGAAACAUGGAACAUGUGCAGCAUCUCUGGAGUGUCUAAAUACCCAACUAAAAUACUUUAGUAAAGCUUUGGAAAUGUACAAAAAUGUGGAUCUUAACAGUGCCCUGGAAAAGGCAGGCAUUAAACCUUCAAAGUCAUAUUACAAGAUGUCAGACAUUAAGAAUGCCAUGCUCAAUAUCUAUGGAGUGAUGCCAAAAUUUCAGUGUGUUCCUCCGCAGCAGGGAGAAAAUGCACAAACACUUGGGCAGAUAGAAAUAUGUUUCACUAAAGAAAUUAAGGCAAGGAACUGUACGCAUAAUCUUGACGAGCCUGAAAUCAAGUGGGAUUCAUACAAUGAGGAGUUACAAGUCUGUGAUGAUAAUUUAUGCACAUAUUAUCCUCCUGUAAAUGAACUGUAAAGCUGCAAUAUACUACAACCAGUAGUAAAAAAAGAUUGUGGAAACUGUUAUCAACUGCAACUGAGAAAACAAUAUGCUUAAAGGGACACUGAGCCUAAAUUGUUUCUUUCGCGAUUCAGAUAGAGAUUGCAAUUUUAAGCAACUUUCUAGUUUACUCCUAUUAUCAAAUUUUCUUCAUUCUCUUGGUAUGUUUAUUUGAAAAGUAAGAAUGUAAGUUUAGAUGCCGGCCCAUUUUUGGUGAACAACCUGGGUUGUCCUUGCUGAUUGGACAGCACCAAUAAACAAGUGCUGACCAUGGUUCUGAACCAAAAAAUGCUGUUUCCUUAGCUUAGAUGCCUUCUUUUUCAAAUAAAGAUAGCAAGAGAAUGAAGAAAAAUUGAUAAUAGGAGUAAAUUAGAAAGUUGCUUAAAAUUGCAUGCUUUAUCUGAAUCAUGAAAGAAAAAAAUUUGGUUCAGUGUCCCUUUAAAGGGACACUCAGGUCAAAGUUAAACUUCAAUUAUUCAGAUAGAGCAUGCACUUUUAAACAACUUUCUAAUUUACUUCCAUUAACAAAAUGAGCAGUCUUUUUAUAUUUACACUUUUUGAGUGCAUGUGCAAGAAUUCACAGACUAUAAGUAUAUGCAUUUGUGAUUGGUUGAUGGCUAUCACAUGAUAUAGGAGGAGUGGACAUAACUUUGAAAAUGUUAUCAUUCAUUCACUGAUUAUGCAAAUCUAUUGUGUUUACUGGUUCUUUAAGAUUUUUAGGUCUGGGGAAAAAAAAAAGAUAGCUGACAAUAAAUCAUGCAACUCUGUCACAAGUUUUUGAUAAGCUGACCAUUAGUUUCGUAAUAAAAAGGAAGAUAAGAUGACAAUAAACUUCUAAUAUUUUUAGAGACAAGAAAGCAGUGAACAUUCAUAUUUUAAAUAUCACCUUUUUACUUUCUACUUUAUCGAUACAAUUCCAAAAAUUUAAAGGGACAGUCUACUCCAAAAAUGUUAUUGUUUUAAAAUAUAGAUAAUCCCUUUAUUACCCCUUUUCCCCAGUUUUGCAUAAUUAACACAGUUAUAUUAAUACACUUUUAACCUCUGUGAUGACCUUGUAUCUAAGCCAGUGCAGACUUUCCCCCCUUAUCUCAGAGUUAUUUUCGGACUUGUAUUUUAGACAAUCAGUGUUGACUCAUGAAUAACUCCACGGGAGUGACAACAAUGAUAUCUAUAUGGCACUCAUGAACUAGCGCUGUCUAGCUGUGCAAAGCUAUUAAAAAUGCACAAGAUAAGAGGUGGCCUGUAGAGGCUUAGAAACAGGCAAACAAUUAAGAUUUUUAAAGGUUAUAAAGUAUAUUAAUAUAACAAUGUUGGUUAUGCAAAACUGGGGUAUGGGUUGUUAAGGUGUUAUCUAUCUUUUUAAACAAUAACACAUUUUGGUGUAAACUGUCCCUUUAAACUUUACAAUUCUAUAAACUUACAUUGACUACCUGACAGAGCUCCCACCAUAUGUAAAAUAAAAUUUGGUUUGGUGCUUGCUUUGGCAGAACUUAGUAAAACUGGAAAUAUACAGAGAUAAUUAGUAGAAUCUCUGCAAAGGACAAUCUUUGUAUUAAAGUGAAUGUCAAUUUUGAUGCUAAAGUGCCCGGUUUUUAAAAAUUUGAUUAAAAACAGGGGC
Molecule: messenger RNA, 2531 nt
Organism: Bombina bombina (fire-bellied toad)
Lineage: Eukaryota; Metazoa; Chordata; Amphibia; Anura; Bombinatoridae
Product: ribonuclease T2
Exons: 10
Coding region: 149-889 (246 amino acids)
Biological process (GO): RNA catabolic process
Cellular component (GO): extracellular region
Molecular function (GO): RNA binding; ribonuclease T2 activity
Source: RefSeq, a predicted model, not a curated record